UCUCUGUUCUCUCCGGCUCGAUAAACCUAGAAUAAAAUAUAUUCAAUAUUGUUAUGAAACUUCAUUUCUUUCUCAUGUACACUGAUUUUACACAUUUUUAUCGACAAAUUUACCGACAAAAAGUUGUUAAAUAGCGAAACUUCUGAUUUGUCAAAUCCUAUAAGAUCAACAGUCUUUAAUAUUACUUCGUCGGUAAAAGUAAAUGGCUGCGGGCUCUCUUCAAUUAUUCUAUAAUGUAAAAUACUUUUGAAAAAACUUCGUUAUUUUCAUUAAAAUUACAAAUCAUUUAACUUAUGUGCAACAGAAAGUCCAAUAACCUUUUAGUUUCAAGUAGCACGACACAACGAUAAAUCAGGCAGACGUUUUUAUUUUCGAAUAGUACAAAUCAAUUACCAAAUAGAAUAAAUUUUUUUUUCGAGGACGGCAAAUUCUCAAACAGCAAAUUAGAAGAAUUUCCCCACAGACGUGAAUGACAAUUGUAUGUGUCAUUCUUGGCGCAAGAGAUAACAGCGAAUGAAAAGCAUCGUAGAAGACAGCCACCUUUGGCCAUUUAGAGAAGUGCGGAGCGUGGAAGAAAGGGUAAAACGCCAUUUAAAGAUAUGCGCUCGUCAAAGCAUGAUAAUAACGACGUGAGAAACAAAUAGGCGUGUAGACGACGGACAUAUAAACACCUGUUGCUGCACGAACCGCAAUGGCCCACCUGUUCAAAAACCUAACCAAUAGUAUUUGGCAUGCGUUCUAUGCGUUAAAAGUUGACUCUAGCAAUACAGUCACCAAGUCAAAAUUAAAGGUUCUGACAGCUAAUAUUGGUACAUUAAUGGACUUGUAUGGUGUGGAGAAAGGCUUGGAGCAUUAUCGAAGCACUCAAAAUCUAACAUUUGAUCAGUAUACCUAUUAUUUGCAGAAAGAAGUAUUCUCUUCUAUCACUGAUGCUACUUCCAUACAUACACUGAGAGCACUGGAAGAAGGAAUAGAUGAGAUCUGCUGGCUGAUAUGUAAGAAAAUGUAUUUGGAAAGGUCCCAUCCAGUUUUCAAGGAUCACAGUGUCUAUCAGUUAUUCAGAAUUUAUUGUCUACUUGCUGAAACUGAGCCUGAUGCAACGGAUGCUUAUCUGGUAACAAUGCAUGGCGACGAAGUGGCGCGAAUUGCUUCUCAUCUUGUGAUGUCCUUGGGUUUGCAAUGGGAUGCUGCAGAUUUCUCAGCUCUGUCAGCAGCUAUUAGGAUGUUCAGGUUCCCUACAUUCUUAGCAGUCCUUGAAUCCAAAUGCAGUGCUGGCAACACCUUGGAUAAUGUCGCAUUGACAGAGGCAAUCGAUGAUCUCUAUCAAAUAUAUGUGGAAAACGUAGUGAAGAAGGGGUACUUGAUGAAGAAAGGCUUUCUAUUACCAACGCUGCGGUAUUUUUGGUUCGUACUGCGUCCUGGCGAAUUGGCAUAUUAUAAGGAUUCUCAACAGAAAGACCCAUCUGGCUUAAUAGUGCUGAACGCUAAUUGCUGGGCAGAUGCUUUGAAUAAUAGUGGCAAGCCUGAUAGAAGAUUCGUGCUUAGCACUCCCGAGCACAGAUGCAUUGAACUAAUGGCAGAAGAUCACAAGGGUAGGCUGCAGUGGCUCGCGGCUUUGCAAACUGCUAUUCAGCAUUCGGGCGAAAAGAUAGGUUACCAGAGAAGUUUGGCCAAUCAAAGGAGAUCCUUACGACAGGCAACUAAGCAAGAGAAAGAGGAGACCAAGCUGGAACUCCAACAUGAAAGACAAGCUAGAGUUGCUGCUGAAAUACAGGCUCGGAAACUGGAAGCUUUGUCGAAAGAGGAAUGUGCUAAGGUACAACAGUUGGAGGAUGUGAAGCAUAAACUGGAGUUGCUAUUGCAAGAGGAGAAACAAGCUUUACGUGACGAGGAGAUAGUACGAAGUCUGCAAGCGAGAGUUUUACGUGAGGAAUGGGACAAAAGGGAACAACUAGAGAAGCUGCAGGAAGAGCAACAAAAACUAUUGGAGAUGGAGAAAAUGAAGAGACUAGAGUUUGAGCGAAUGCAACAGGAGAAUGAGCGACAGUUGCAAGACGCCAGUUUGCGACUGCAGCAACUGGAGGCAGAGAGACAACACUUGGACACUGAAUUGCGCGCCGCGUGUGAGAAGGUGAAACGCGCCGAGGAGGCUCAGCUUCUGCUGGAAGCUCAAAUUGUAGCGCGACCGCUGAGAGGAGGUGACAAAAUCAGACGCACUCAGAGCUUCAUACCAACAACGAAGGAGAGACCGCUUUUAGAAAAACUUGAAAACAGCAGACCCAUUACGUUGCAGAAGAAUCUCUGAUAUAUAUGGGCGCGCUCAUCAAAAAGUUGAAGAAGAGAACGCAUUUAUCGUCCAAGUUGCAUUUAAGCUUUCCACCAAAUACAACGAUACAAAGAGUCUGAUAAAAACGUUGAGGCAACUCUACUUUAGCUCCAUGAAAAACACAGGAGAUUUUCUACACGCGAGCUUAGAUCAGGGUACGAAUUCGAUAGUUCCUUAUUCCCCGACAUCAUCUACUUGCCUCGACUGCGAUUUUAGCCAAAAAAUAUCGGUAUUGCAUAGUAUUAGUAUUACGUGUAUACAAACAUAUCGUUUAUGCGAAUCUCUUCAUUAUUGAUCGUCCAAAAACGUGAUGCAACGUUUGCAGAUGUUAUAAAUGCAAAAUACAUUUCCACACUUCUAAUAUAGAUACAAUUCAUACAAUGUAUAUUAGAUAGUGUAGAUAAAUUUUAUUCUCGAUCAUUUUUGCUGAAUAUUUUUUUUGUGUCUCAAUAUAAGCUACAAUCUGUCACAGCAGGACAUUCAGCAACUAUUUUGUAGAUUUAUUACAAAGUCAUGCGUUGGAUAUGUUCAAUGACACAUCCACUAUCGUUCACUUUCUAGUAAUAGAGAGUUUGUUUAGAUUAUCUAAAAAGAUAAUAUUUAACGCAAAUUUAAUUCUAAUUCCGUUGACAUACGUAUACAUAAAACUGCGAAAACUUUUCUAAUGUACACACACGGUAUAGAAUAUUUUUUAUUAUAUCUUACAAAACAGACUAAAAAUUUCCGAAUAAAAGAAAAAUUUCCUAAUAUUUUACCUGAUUCGAAUUAGAUUCGAGUCGGAUAAAAUUUUAUAUAGUAUUUUUAUAUAAGUGACAUAAAAUACAGUUUUUACUAAUUAUAAGUAGAGCUCGAUCGUUAUUGAUCAAACAUCUACUGCACAUGGCUGACCACGGCAGUCCCAGUGUGUUGUUAUCCUUGAGAAGAAAUUGUAUCUUGUUAUGAAUAAACGAUUUGGAUAUUAAUUUAUAAAAAA
Messenger RNA from Odontomachus brunneus, 3299 nucleotides. Its product is annotated as differentially expressed in FDCP 6-like. Gene Ontology annotation, cellular component: nucleus; cytoplasm. The record is from RefSeq and is a predicted model, not a curated record. The coding region runs from base 692 to 2305 and encodes 537 amino acids. NCBI's taxonomy places the organism in Eukaryota, Metazoa, Arthropoda, Insecta, Hymenoptera, Formicidae. The transcript is spliced from 9 exons.